AUUUCUGCAGUGCGAGACAAAACAAGUAAUAUAAUAUUAUGACUAAGCCGUUUUUAUGAACAUAGACUUUCUAAAAUUGUACAAUCAAAAUGGAGACCGUUAACCAUGUUGCAACUUGGAAGUUGGAAUUUCUAGAGGGAGAAAGCAAAUAAAAUAACACAAAUCAACCGAAUCUGCUGAAUAUUAAUCACAAGAAGCAGCCGAGUUCUUUGUCCCGCAGCUCCUCGAAUGCCACAAUCGACGAAUUCAACAGUCAAGAAACUUCCCUCGCCAAAGCCUUUAGCCAUUAGGUCUUCGAUCCAGUUCAUCUAUAAAUGAAAGAAAAUUAGCGAUCAACGGAAAUCAAUCGCAAAUUGCAGAGACAUGUACGUGACGAGGCCUCUUUCUCUGUACAGAAACUCUCCCUCGUGGCUAUCGUCGCCGCCGCCGGAGGGUCCGAAUUCGGGGAUUUUGGUGUUCGAAGACGAAGAAGAAGGCGCGGAAUCGAGAUGGUUUUUUGGAGUGUUUAAGAAGAAGGAUUCUGUGAAGGUGCCGCCGCUCCCUCAGAACAGGAUACUGCGGCUUACGCACGCGGCGGACGCAGGAGAAUAUGAGUAUUCUGAUUCCUUAUACGCGUUGCUUGUUCCAGUUCUGAAUCAGCCCCUCUCUUCCAAUCAAUAUUAUGUCAUCGAUUCGCGUGGCACUGCAAAAGGGCUAGCAUGCACAAGUUCAAAGGAAGACAACACAAGCAGAAGGAGCCGCUUCUUCUACCGCAUUCAUGAUGCACCAGCGCAACUCCUGGACCCAAAAAAUACUUAUCAACAGUUUCAAAUUAGUAACUAUAUAUACUGUGGAAAACCCAAUGGUUUCAUCUCCAAGUCUGUGGCUCCUGACGGGGUUCCUCCAGAGCUCCUGAGGCGCAAGGGCUGGAGAGCUUAUCCCGAACCCCUUAACAACAAUAACUCCUUGCCCACCGAAGCCCUCGGCCUCGACGCCGCCCUACGCGCCCGCCUUCCCGACCUCGCCUUCCCACCUAACCCGGUGGUGGUGGGGAAGUGGUACUGCCCUUUCAUUUUUGUUCGGGAUGGUGCGGUUGAGUCUCAGAUGAGCAACUCGCCGUACUACGAAAUGACCCUUCAGCAGAAUUGGGAGGAGAUAUUUGGGUGUGGGAGUUUGGGGGGAGGUGGGCGAGUGGUGGAUUUUGAUGUUUCUGUGGAAAGGGAAGUGAUUUCGAUUGCGGGUCAGGCUGCAGGUGGCAGAAAUGCUGGUGAUGGGGUUAUGUGGUUUGGGUCGUCGGGGGUUGGGUUGAGCUUGGCGAUUGUGGAGAGAGUGAAAUGGGAGGAGGAGAGGGCGGGAUUUGAAUUUGGAAAAGAAAAGGAAAAGAAAUAUGUGAAGGUGAAGAGAAGAGAGGAGUUUAAGGAGAGGGGAGAAUGGAGGAGAUUUGGAUGUUACGUGUUGGUUGAGAGGUUUGUGCUGAAGAGAAUGGAUGGAAGUUUGGUUCUUACUUGGGAAUUUAGGCACACUCAUCAAAUUAGAACCAAAUGGGAGUGAGGGAACGCAUUGGAAGGUUGGUAUGAUGAAUAUGUGUUAUUGUUUGUACUGAAUUUUUAUUCCUAUUACUUUGGUUGGGUAGAAUAAAGCAAGAAAGAUACUUUUAUGUUAAUUUUUUUUCAAAAUAAUAAUAAAAUUGUCCUAUUUUUAUUUGUGAUUAGCA
Momordica charantia (bitter melon) is the source of this 1693-nucleotide messenger RNA. RefSeq lists its product as uncharacterized. Lineage: Eukaryota; Viridiplantae; Streptophyta; Magnoliopsida; Cucurbitales; Cucurbitaceae. The record is from RefSeq and is a predicted model, not a curated record.